Messenger RNA from Pelobates cultripes (western spadefoot toad), 15344 nucleotides. NCBI's taxonomy places the organism in Eukaryota, Metazoa, Chordata, Amphibia, Anura, Pelobatidae. The record is from the annotation of a GenBank genome assembly.
AUGUGCGCCGUUUUCGCGCGUGCCCGCUCGUUCACGGGCACAUUAGCUUCGCGUGCACGCCAGUUUCGCGUGCACGCUAUGUCCUUGCGCGCGCCUAAACCGGCGCUUGGGUUCCGGCUGCAGCAAGGGUGCCUCCGGCUAGGAGGUUGCUUCCGGGUUUGUGCCGCGCAUGCGCAGUUGGCGAGCGGUGAAUUCGCUCGUUCUGAGCAUGCGCGAAUAGGCGGUGACGUCAGAUAUGACGUCACACGCCUAUUUAAGCGCCAUCCAAAGGAAAAUCUCCAAAGAAAAAUCAAUGCGAAGCCUGUAAUAAAAAAACGCUGGAGGGCAAACGGUUAUGUGCAGAAUGUUUAUCUGAAGCAGCUGGAACAUCUAAUCCUUCAAUGGAAUUUGUACAAUUCAUAAAACAAGCAGUGGCUCAAGGUAUCAAAGAAGCAGGGGCAAGUCACAAAAGACCCCGGUUACAUGAACCUUCGGAUUACCAACAUCAUGAUUCGUCAGAUGAAUCCAUGGAUAUGGAAUCAUACCAGGGGAAUUUCUUAUCUUCAGACGAAGAAGAAACUCAGGCCCCUGCAGAUUUUCUAGAACCUGCUCAGAUAGACCACCUCAUUUACAAAGUCUGUAAAUCUUUGAGCUUAAGAGAGGCAGUUGCAGAACAGUCAACCUCUUAUCGUUAUUUCUCAGACUUGAGAAAGAAAAGAGCAACCUUUCCAGUGCAUGAUACUAUUAAGGAAUUAAUUAAAGACGAAUGGUCUAAUACAGAUAAGAAGCUUUCAGCACAAGGCAGAAUUUCUCGCCUCUAUCCUUUUGACAAAUCUGAUUCAUACCAUUGGGAUAAUGCCACUAAGGUGGAUGCGGCAGUAGUUCGACUUGCAAAACAUACCACAUUACCAGUAGAUGAUGCAGGCUCAUUUAGACACCCAAUGGACAAGAAGAUGGAUCUGCAUCUCUCAAAGGCUUAUGUUGCAGCAGGGACUGGUUUUCACCCUGCAAUAGCCCUUACUUCAGUGUCCAGGGCCUUGAAAAUCUGGAUCGAAAACUUGGAAGAGGAUAUCAGAGAUGGGAGAACAGAUCUUCUCUUCUGGAAAGAUUAAAUGAUAUUAAACUGGCCGUUGACUUUACGUCAGAAUCUUCGGUAGACAUGGUGAAAGCCUUAGCAAGGAAUAUGGCUCUUUCAAUUUCAGCUAGAAGAGCUUUAUGGUUGAGAUCCUGGUCCGCAGAUUCAUCAUCAAAGUCUAGUCUAUGCGCCCUUCCUUUUCAUGGUGAGAUGUUGUUUGGUAAAAACCUAAACGAGUGCAUCAAAAGAGCUGCAGAAGGUAAAAAAGCCUUUCUUCCACAAGACCGGAAAACCCGUGGAUCCUUUCGAGCCAGAAGAUACUCUGAGUACCCCUCCUUUCGCGAUACCAGAUCUUAUAAACCGGGAAGAGAAUAUGGAAGGUCUAUUCCAUGGAGAGGCGGACAUUCAUCCAACAGAGGAGGAAAGUCUAGAGGUUCCUCAUUUCACAAGAAGCCUUUGUGACAAACCCACUUACCAUUCUGGAGGAGUAGGUGCCCGUCUACUACUUUUCCAGAAUAUGUGGAAAAAUUCAACUCAAGACAGAUGGGUGCUGGAUAUCAUACAAAGAGGAUAUCUUAUAGAAUUCUCCACAAGGCCGCCACCUCGCUCCUUCCAGAAGACAAUCUGGCCGAGAGAUGCAGAAAAAAGAGAUUCCCUAAAAAAGUUUAUCUCAUCCCUUCAAGACGAUGGAGUCAUCGUUCAAGUUCCAAGAGCUCAGCAAACAUACGGGUUUUACUCCCAUAUCUUCCUCACCAGAAAAUCCACAGGAGGAUGGAGACCUAUAUUAGACCUAAGCCGACUAAACAAGUUCCUAAACAUAAGGAAAUUCAAGAUGGAGUCUCUUCAAUCCAUUGUAAAAGCAGUUUUUCCAAAUCAAUGGCUCAUGUCAAUAGACCUGGCAGAUGCAUAUUUCCAUAUUCCCAUAGCACCCCAGCAUCAAAGAUUCCUCAGAUUCGCUGUGGAAGAGGGGCAUUUUCAGUUCCGUGCUCUCCCCUUUGGGCUAAGCACUGCUCCACGUACUUUCUCAAAAGUUCUGGUGGUUCUCAUCGCAGAACUCAGGAAGAAAGGCAUUGCAGUAUAUCACUACCUCGACGACAUCCUGAUUCUGGCAGAAAACAGAGAAAUAUUAGAAGAUCACGGCCUGAUAUGUAUACAGUAUCUUCAACAACACGGAUGGAAGAUCAAUUUUGCCAAAAGCAACUUAAAACCAUCCCAGAACAUGAUAUAUCUAGGAGCAGCAUUCAACACUGCAGAGGGGUCCGUCCAACUAUCCCCAGAAAGGGGUAUGAAAAUUCGGGAAAAGGUCAAAAACAUGUUGGCAUCCAGUGUUUCCUCAGCAGAGACAAUCAUGAGCCUCCUGGGAUCAAUGUCCUCCACUAUAGGACUUACAAGAUGGGCUCAAUGGAGAAUGAGGCCUUUCCAAAAGAAUUUCCUUUCUCAAUUCAAGGGCAAUCUGUCUCAACCUAUAAUGAUCCCUCCUCACGUACAAGAAUCCCUCAAGUGGUGGACCCACAAAGAGUCUCUCUUCAGAGGUUAUCCCUUAGGAAACAUUCCAUGGAUCAUCAUCACCACAGAUGCCAGUCAAUGGGGCUGGGGAGCCCACCUUCAAGACAACUAUGUUCAGGGGAAAUGGGCAUUUUCAACCUCCGACACCCCUUCGAAUCUUCUAGAACUUCUGGCAGUUUUCAAGGCUCUAAUGCACUUCCGGCAGCUUUUACUUCACAAAUGGGUCAAGAUCAGGACAGACAAUGCCACUGUUGUGGCAUAUAUAAAUCACCAAGGAGGAACAAGAAGUUGCAGAAUGAUGAAACUGAUGAAACCUUUGAUGGCCUGGGCUCAAAUGAACUUGGAGAAUAUCUCUGCAAUACAUCUCCCAGGAACUCAGAACUCGGUGGCAGACUUUCUCAGCAGGGUGAAAUUAGACCCGGGAGAAUGGAGUCUAUCAGACAUAAUAUUUCUGCAGAUCGUAGAAAAAUGGGGCCUUCCCCAGAUAGAUCUAAUGGCUACAAGCAACAACAGAAAAGUCAAGAACUUCUUUUCGAGAAUUCUAGAUCCCCAGGCCAUAGGAAGAGACGCAUUGACAUGCAGUUGGAACUUCGACCUGGCUUAUGCCUUUCCUCCGAAACCCCUCAUCUUCCCUCUGCUAAGGAGACUACGACAAGAGAAGACAUCACUGAUUCUAAUAGCCCCUUUUUGGCCUCGCAGACCUUGGUUUCCGCUCCUACUAAGUCUGUGCAAGAAGGAUCCAUGGCGCCUUCCAGUUGUCCCAUUCCUGUUACAUCAGGGUCCGAUUCACCAUCCAAACCCAGCAUCCCUUCGUCUGAUGGCAUGGUACUUGAAAGGGAUGGGUUAAAGAACAAGGGAUUUUCAAGAGCAGUUAUCGAGACACUUCUUCAAGCAAGGAAGAAGUCUACUUCAUCCACUUACUACAGAAUAUGGGAUGUAUUUUCUUCAUGGGCCAGUUCAAGGCCCUUUGAUAUGUUGAACCCUUCGACUACUGACAUUCUUGAUUUUUUACAAUCAGGUCUAGAGAAGGGAUUGAGUUAUAACACUCUAAAGGUGCAUGUUUCUGCCCUCUCUGCUUUAACUAAUCAUAGAUGGGCACUGGAUCCGGACAUAGCUAGAUUUCUGACUGCAGUCCUCAAGAUCAAGCCUCCCAUUAAGUCUAUUACUCCGCCAUGGGAUCUCCCUCUGGUCCUGAAGGCUCUUAAAGCAGAUCCUUUUGAACCUAUGACAUCAAUUUCCUGUCAUCUUCUCACGAUCAAGACAGUUCUACUAGUAGCACUAGCCUCUGGUAGAAGGGUUUCUGAUCUCCAGGCUCUUUCGGCUCGAGAACCUUUUACGAUAUUUCAUAAGGACAGAGUCAUCCUAAGAACGGUUCCAGAAUUCCGCCCAAAGGUGACUUCAGAGUUCCAUAUGAAUGAAGAGAUAAUCCUUCCAGCAUUAAGCACAGAAGAAUCUAAUAACAGGGAAAACGCUGAUGAUGAUGCUAUCGACCUAGUAAGAUGCCUUAAGAUUUAUAUACAGAGAUCCUCAGAAUGGCGAAUUUCGGAAAGGCUCUUUGUUAUUCCUAAUGGCCCUAGGAAGGGUCUGCAAGCUUCAAAAGCCACUAUCAGCAGAUGGAUAGUUUCGGCCAUUAUCCAAUCUUAUAGGUCAUCUAAAACUAGUGUUCCUGAAGGUUUGAAGGCUCACUCUACACGUUCCCUUUCUUCAUCCUGGGCAGCUGCAGCAAAGGUUUCUACAGAACUGAUUUGCAAAGCAGCCACUUGGUCAUCUUCUAAUACAUUUAUUAGACAUUAUCGUUUAGAUGUAAGAGCUGGCCAAUACGAUGGAUUUGGCAGAUCAGUUCUUUCUGCCUCAUAAGACUAACUACUAUUCUUUUUGUUUAUCACAUUGAGUUGUUUGUGACAAUACACUUGCAUUAUUUAAUAAUGUGUCUGAGUUUUUCUUUCCCUCCCUUGGUUUUAGCUUGGGUAUUACCCAUUGUUGUGCUGCCAUGGAUAUGGCCAGGAAAGAGAUAAAUUUACUCAUACUUACCGUAAUUUUCUUUUCCUGGUCAUAGGCCAUGGCAGCACAAAGGCCAGGGAUAUUGCUGUUAACUAGACUGAGGGAGGAGGAGGUAGGAGGGGGUAUUUGUACCCUUGUUUUAAUUGGUUCCUGUCUAACUAGGGAUAGGGGAGGAGCUACCCAUUGUUGUGCUGCCAUGGCCUAUGACCAGGAAAAGAAAAUUACGGUAAGUAUGAGUAAAUUUAUCUCUCUCUAUAUAUAUAUAUAUAUAUAUAGGUGAACGCUUGGCACUCACCUCCAAAAAAAUAUAAAUUUUUAACUCACAUGCCUGGGUGCAAAUUGUUGGCGUCAAUUUUUAUUUUUGUUUAUAUAUAUAUAUUUUAGCCCUGUAUGUUGUCAUGCUUCACUCUUCCCUGGUUGUUGCACCCCGUGUGAUUAAUGAGUAAAGCAAGGCCUGAAUUUUAAUGUGAUGUUUCCAUAGCAACAGAUUCAGCCACACUGAUGUAAAUGAUUUGUAUUAUCACUUUGUUUUACAAGCCCAUUCCACAUCAUAUGCACAGGACACUAGGCCUGCGUUUAUGUGAAAAGAGGCACUCAUCUUUCCGUUGACUCAUCAGAAUGAGAUGAGCUGUACAAUUUGCUUCAUCAGCGAGGUUUGAAUGAGAUAAUUGCUGUAACCAGACGUUGCGAUACUAAAACGCUAACACUCCCUGCAAAGUAAUAAAUUGCAGACUAAUUACAAAGAAAAUUGUAAUUGAGAAUAUAGCAUUAAAAGUUAUUGGUUUAAACAGUGAAUUGUGUUGUAUUUAUAUUUAGAACAGCACCCCACAAAUCCACUUAUUUUUCUAUUAAGAGGGCAUUAGUGGGGCACUGCCAUUUACUUCCUUAGUUCACCAUCAAAGAAAACCGUCAUUAUUUGAAUUAACAGUAAAAAUAAAAGAUCACAUGUAUUAUAGCCUCUGUUUAUUAUUCUGCAAUGCAUACUUAUAAGUUAAAGGACCACUAUAGGCACCCAGCUCAAUGAAGUGGUCUGGGUGCCAGGUCUCUCUCUAGUUUUAACCCUGCAGCUGAAAACAGCAGUUUCAUAGAAACUGCCAUGUUUACACUGAGGGUUAAUCCAGCCUCUAGUGGCUGUCUUAAUGACAGCCGCUAGAGGUGAUUCUCACUGCAAAAAUCAUAGUGAGAAGACGCUGCUGUCCAUAGGAAAGCAUUGAAUAAUGCUUUCAUAUGGGCUGUUUGAAUGCAUGCGCGGCUCUUGUCGCGCAUUCGGAUCUGACAUCUGCAGGGGGUGGAGAGUUUCCCAGCAUAGAGGGAGCCCGGUGCUGGAGAAAGGCAAGUGGCUGAAGGGGUUUUAACCCAUUCAGCGCUGAGGGUGGGAGGGACCUAAUGACCCUAUAAUGCCAGGAAAAUGAGUUUGUUUUCCUGGCACUAUAGUGCUCCUUUAAAGGACCACUCUAGGCACCCAGACCACUUAAUAAAGUGGUCUGGGUGCCUGGCCCCUCUAGGAUUAACCCUUUUUUUUUUUUUUUUUUUUAUAAACAUAGCAGUUUCAGAGAAACUGCUAUGUUUAUAAAUGGGUUAAUCCAGCCCUCAAAGCCUCUAGUGACUGUCUCAUUCUUAGGAGAUAAGUGGUACUUCUGACUAAAGAGGGUUAUAUUUGGCUGACGCUGACCCCACUGAGCAAGUCAGAAAAUUAAGUUACCUUUUAUGUAUUUAUUGCAAAAACAAUACUCAGUAAGGCUAUAUGACAUGUAAUCUUUUCAUGAAAUAAUAAAAAGUGAUCAAUUUACUUUAAUAUGAUAUAUAAAUGGUUCCAGACUAACUGAUAACCAUACUGUGCAUAUUUCUGUGCACAGGGCAUCAUUCAAUGACUGUUGGGAUUGGGAUCAGCAUCCGGCUUCUACAGCUUUGCAGAAGCUGGAUGUCAUCACCAACUGCAGGAAGAGACCCUUGGCGCCUCGUGGGACCCCAAGUAAGAAGACAAACCAUUGCAAAAUGGUUUUCCCAUUACAAGGGUAUGAGCCAGGGUACUUUUAACAUCACAACCAAACCAUCAUUAUGAUGGUUGGAGUAACCCUUUAACCCCUUAAGGACCAAACUUCUGGAAUAAAAGGGAAUCAUGACAUGUCACACGUCAUGUGUCCUUUAGGGUUUAAAGUGUCCCUUUAAUCCCAGGCUUUCGUGUGGAAAGAGAGGACUUUAUUAUAACGGACUGUCUGCCUACCAACCAUCCUGGAGCAAAUGGGCCAGUCGUGGUUUCAUGUUUCUAUACUGCUGUUCCAGCUUUGUUUCCUGGCAUCUCAAAUCUGCUCAUGUUCAUUCCUAAUUGGGACUGACCAUUGAGUCAGUCAGUAAGAACAUUCACACCUGGCUCACAAGACCCUUUCCCCUGCAGUCCUUCCCUUAUUCCACCAGUCUGGCCACCCCCUUCCAAGCUCAUACCUCUCAAUUUUUGCAUCUAUGAAACAUAGAAACAUAGAAUGUGACGGCAGAUAAGCACCAUUCGGCCCAUCUAGUCUGCCCAAUUUUCUAAAUACUUUCAUUAGUCCUUGGCCUUAUCUUAUAGUUAGGAUAACCUUAUGCCUAUCCCACACAUGCCUAAACUCUUUUACUGUGUUAACCUCUACCACUUCAGCUGGAAGGCUAUUCCAUGCAUCCACUACCCUCUCAGUAAAGUAAUACUUCCUGAUAUUAUUUUUAAACCUUUGUCCAUCUAAUUUAAGACUGUCCUCUUGUUGUGGUAGUUUUUAUUCUUUUAAAUAUAGUCUCCUCCUUUACUGUGUUGAUUCCCUUUAUGUAUUUAAAUGUUUCUGUCAUAUCCCCCCUGUCUCGUCUUUCCUCCAAGCUAUACAUGUUAAGAUCCUUUAUUCUUUCCUAUUGAGGGACACAUAAGGGUUAUACUCGUGUUUCGUGAACAAACCAUUUGGUAUGUAAUUGUAUCAAGAUCAGGCAAGCAGCUUCGUCUUAUCAUGAUGUGGUGUCUUGCAUGUAGAAGUAAGAUCCAGGGUUUAUCCAGGCUGAGCUAAGACCAGUCGGAAUUCAUUCAUCCCAGGAGAUGGAUCAGACAGUUGUUUACCAUUUUAAUAUGGGACUGUUUUUCUUUGGUUUAAGCAAUAGGUACAUCUGGGUUUUAUCAUCAUAGAAGUGGUAGUCUAAACCAGCAUUUGUUGCAUUUUCACUCUCUGCAAGCAUGCAUCCAGCGAACAACAUGGGAUAGACUUAAUUUCUUAUUCUUCAGUUCUACGUGUUAAAGGGACACUAUAUUCACCAAAACAACCUUAGCUUAUUUAAGCAGUUUUGGUGUAUAGAUCAUACCCCUGAAGGCUCACUGUUUAAUUCUCUGCCAUUUAGCAGUUAAAUUACUUUUGUUUAUGCUUAUGCAGCCAUAGCCACACCUCCCCUGGCUGUGACUGACACAGCCAGCAUGAAAAAAAAGGUUUUAUUUUCAAUCACAUGUAAUUUACUUUGAAAGUUUAUAUCUCCUACUCUGUAAAUUAAACUUUAAUCACACAAAGGGGCUCCUGCACGGUCUAGCAAGCUAUUAACCGAGCAGGAGAUAAGAAAUUCUAAAUUUAAACAAAAUCUGCAAUAAAGGAAGUGUAAACAUUAGAUGACACUUAACAGGAAGUGUUUAGGAAGGCUGUGUUAGUCACGUGCAGGGAGGUGCAUAAACAAAGCGAUUUAACUCCUAAAUGGCAGAGAAUUGAGCAGUGAGAUUGCAAUGGCAUGAUCUAUACACCAAAACUGCUUCAUUAAGCUAACGUUGUUUUGAUGACUAUUGUGUCCUUUUAAAUUGGACUGUAAUAACCUUGUACACUAGCAUGUAUUUUAAAACUAGAGAAAACAUGAUGUACCCUUCUGUGUAUUUGUGCUUUUAUUACUUUUACUUUUAAUACAUGGAGCCUGUAGGUGUCCAUAUAAAGUUAUAGAUGUUAAACAUAUAUUGUUCGUAGUAUCAAAUGAAUAGUCAAAAAUAAUACUUUUUGAAUAUAGACUGUUUUUCUAGGAUCAGGUAAAUGUUAAUUUUCUUAUUUUACUUAAAAUGGAGUCUGUUUACAAAGUGUAUAAGUCACACGGGGGACAGUGAGAUUUAAAAUUGUCUACUGCGCAUUUAGUUUGCAGGAGAAGUGUUACUCCUGGGUCUAGUAAUUUCAGAAUUAUAGCAUAGCUCUUUGUUUUCAGGGAUUUUAUAAUGUAAGCAUGGAGGGGGUCACGGUAAAGUUAGCUGGGCACAGAUGUUAAUGGAAUAGACUUGUUAAAUAAUGUUUGCUGGUUGGUCUUGGCUGAGGAGGAGAAUGAGAAGAGAUCUUUGUUAGCCAAAAGUCCUUUUGGAAGGAGGAUAGAGCGAGGCACUGUCAGGAGUUGCUGCCAUGGGAACAACAAAUGAAAAUGAGCUGUGUGUGUAAAGCACGGAAAAGGAUAGGUACAGUGAGGGAAAAAAGUAUUUGAUCCCCUGCUGAUUUUGCACAUUUGCCCACUGACAAAGAAAUGCUCAAUCUAUAAUUUUAAUGGUAGGUGUAUUUUAACAGUGAGAGACAGAAUAACAACAACAAAAAAACAAAACAGAAAAGCGCAUGUCAAAGUUAUGAAUUGAUUUGCACGUCAAUGAGUGAAAUAAGUAUUUGACCCCUUUCAACUUAGUACUUGGUGGCAAAACCCUUGUUGGCAAUCACAGAGGUCAGACGAUUCUUGUAGUUGCCCACCAGGUUUGCACACAUCUCACAAGGGAUUUUGUCCCACUCCUCUUUGCAGAUCCUCUCCAAGUCAUUAAGGUUUUGAGGCUGACGUUUGGCAACUCGAAUCUUCAGCUCCCUCCACAGAUUUUCUAUGGGAUUAAGGUCCACUCCAGGACUGUGCUUCUUUUUGAGCCACUCCUUUGUUACCCUGGCUAUAUGUUUUGGGUCAUUGUCAUGCUGGAAUACCCAUCCACGACCCAUUUUCAAUGCCCUGGCUGAGGGAAGUAGGUUCUCACCCAAGAUUUGAUGGUACAUGGGCCCCGUCCAUUGUCCCUUUGAUGCGGUGCAGUUGUUCUGCCUCUUAGCAGAAAAACACCUUCAUGUUUGACGGUGGGGAUGGUGUUCUUGGGGUCAUAGGCAUCAUUCCUCCUCCUCCAAACAUGUUGAGUUGAGGCCAAAGGAGAGAAAAAAAAACAAGUAGCAAGUAGUGAGAACAGACAACUCAGUUAUCCUGGUUUUAGCUCAUCUAGUGCCAUUACAGAGAGAACAUAUGUGAAGCAUAUCAGACUGGUCCCACCCGUAUGGGAAGUCCAGAUCUGAAAUGCCAGCAAGUUCCCUCUGCAUGCCAAAGAGCUAAAUUUCGGUCUCCUCUUACCACAACACUUUCACCCAGUUCUCCUCUGAAUUAUUCAGAUGUUCAUUGGCAAACUACAGAUGGGCCUGUGCAUGUGCGGGCUCUGCAGUAUUUCAGUCCUUCACUUCGUAGUGUGUUACCAAUUGUUUUCUUGGUGACUGUGGUCCCAGCUGCCUUGAGAUCAUUAACAAGAUCCUCUCAUGUAGUUUUGGGCUGAUUCCUCACCGUUCUCAUGAUCAUUGAAACUCCACGAGGUGAGAUCUUGCAUGGAGCACCGGACCGUGGGAGACUGGCAGUUAUUUUGUGUUUCUUCCAUUUGCGAAUAAUCGCACCAACUAUUGUCACCUUCUCACCAAGCUGUUUGGCGAUGAUCUUGUAGCCCAUUGCAGCCUUGUGUAGGUCUACAAUCUUGUCCCUGACAUCCUUGGACAGCUCUUUGGUGGAGAGUUUGGAAUCUGAUUGCUUCUGUGGACAGGUGUCUUUUAUACAAGCAACGAGUUGAGAUUAGGAGCACUCCCUUGAAGAGAUUGCUCCUAAUCUCAACUCGUUACCUGUAUAAAAGACACCAGGGAGCCAGAAAUCUUGCUGAUUGAUAGGGGAUCAAAUACUUAUUUCACGGAUUGACAUGCAAAUCAAUUUAUAACUUUUUUGAAAUGCGUUUUUCUUGGUUUUGUUUUUUUUUAGUUUGUUAUUCGGUCUCUCACUGUUAACAUACCUACCAAUAAAAUUAUAGACUGAUCAUUUCAUAAUCAACAGGGGAUCAAAUACUUUCCCCCCUCACUGUAUUCAGGGGACGAUGGGGAAUCAUUAGUGGCGGGGUUGUGACUAAUGAGGUGGAAGAAUGGAGAGAGAUGGUACAAGAAGCAGCUAGGGAUGAAAUAGGAGUGUAAAAAAAGUAUAUUGGAUACAGAGGAGCGAUGUUAAUUUGAGGAAAGUGAAAUAAAGUGGAGAAAUAGGUGGGUGUGUUAAAGUAUCAUUUCAUUAUAGUAUAUCAAUGUGACUAUAUAUAUAUAUUUGAAGUCGACAUGUUAUCUAAAGGUGCUUACAAUUGUGUUACACAUCUCAAUUAAAUGUAUAAGAAACACAAUAUAGUUUUUAAUGUUGAUCACCUAACUGUAACCGUUUAGUAAAUAGUCCAGCUCAAUCUUUCAAGGCUACAGGUCCAGUGAUUGGAGGAUCUCCAUUAUGUACUAAUAUCCUUGCCCUGUGUUCUCUUCCAGUGGUGCUCAUGCUGUCUCCGUCUAUGCACCUCAGAGGUCUUCCUCACAAUUUCACAGCCGUCCAGCUCCACUUGCACUGGGGUAGCAGCUCCCAUCCAUUUGGAUCCGAGCACCAGAUUGACAGUAAAGCCUUUCCUGCAGAGGUAAGUGCACACCUUCCAGGUAACAUGGAAUUAUAACAGCUCAUCUCAUAUUAUUCCAAAUGUUGGUCACAAAGGAAGCAACAGAAAAAAAGAUUUUUGGGGUAACAAUAGGGGUGCCUAGGAAACUGGUGUCUGGAAAUGCCUGAGAUGUAAAACCAGCCCUGAUCUUUAUAUAUGAGUCGCUAGCUGUCUUCUGAUGUAUUUUGGGUUUAAUCCCUAAACCAAGAAUUUAGGCCAUCAUAAUAAAAUUCUAAGAUAUAGUUCCAUCCUGGAAUUCUGCAGUAAUACACACAACUAGAUGAUAGGGCACACAGUGGUUUUAGUUACCAAGUGUAGUAAUGAAGAUUAUGGAAAAAAUAUGCUAUAGCAAAAAUCUAGAAAGACAAAUCGUAGUGUAGUCUGACAAGCAAUCAAUGGUCUUUUUAUAUCUUUGUUCCAGGAUAAAAUAUUUUUUUUUUUGUCCGUAACCUUCAUAACUACACUUGGUAACUAUAUACGCAUGUAAUUAGAUGAUGGCAAACACAGUGGUUAUUUUAUUUUUAGUGUAAGAGGUGACGUUACAAUUGAUGUUUUGAAAGAACACAAUAGUGUAAGGAAUACAGUUUUUGUAUGUUGAACACUAUAGUAAGCCUAUCUGUUAAAAAUGCUUUAAACACUUACCUAAUUCCAUCUCCAACUCCUCUUAUGUCAGCAUGAUGGGUAACCUAACUCCGCACACGCACUAGGCCUUCUCCAUAGUAAGGCAUUGAGUCAAUGCUUUCCUAUGGGGUUUUGCUGGACAUCAUCAUGCAAAGUGUGAGGAUGUCCAGAGUCGUUUCCUAGAGUUAAACAGCCAGUAAGUCUUAACCCUGCAAGGUAAACAUUGCAUUUCUCUAAAACGACAUGAUUUCAGCUGUAAGGUUAAUGGGACAGGGACAUUGCACCCAGACCACUUCAAUGAGAUCAAGUGGUCUGGGUGCAUGUAGUGUCCCUUUAAGCAUCUCUAGGUGUUAUACAAACUAGUGCCACAAAUCCCUCUUAUUACAUUUAGUUUUAUAUCCUGCAUUUGCCUUAUAAAUUCUCCACAAUACCCAAACUAACAUCCCUGUGUCUCUCUGCUGUUUUAGCAUAGCUUGUGUCAUUCUGCUUGCUUGCCUAACAAAACACUAUAUGGGGGUAGAGAGUGAGCUGAAGUGCUCUAUGGCUGUGGAGUGGUCCUGUAAGCCAUGCCCAUUGUUUUAUCACCUAUACAUAAGAGAGAUGUAUUCCUGUUUUUUUAAUGUAUUUUAUAAAAACUUGAACACUCAAAAAACAAACAAGUAUAGGCACAGAGCGGUGUAUAGGCACAGAGCGGUAUGUAGAAGCAGAUUAGAUAUAGUUUAUUUUUUGUUACAGAGCCGUUUUAAAGCCUCACAUGCUUUCUCCUCUGGUUCUACGUAAUAAACCCAGUGAGAUAUUCGUACCCUGCCAGACUCUUAGGCUGAUAAUCUGUCAUGUGCUUUCUGUUAUUAAUUAGAUCUUUGCUGUAGAAUAUUAAAGAGGCAAACUGAAUGAUGUCUAGACACACUCUGUAAGUAACACUGCAAUUCUCACCAUCCUCAGCAAGCAAAGGAUUUUUGAAUAGAGAGAUGGGAUCUGAUAAGCAACCGUUCUAGAAUUAAACCGUUCUAGAAUUAAAUCAGUUUAAAAAAAACAACCGAUUUAAAGCAAUUUUUGUGUAUAUGUCUAAUGUAAAUAUAUUAUAUAAAUCACUGAGGGACUUUGUUAUGUAACAAACAACAGUCCCUUAUUUUCUAUAUGUUGUACAAGUGGAUAGUCCAUAUAUAUAGGUGAGGGGAGUUCUAGAAUCUGAUCUGUGUCAAUCGGCUCUUGGUUAUAUUUGUCUAAUCCAUGCAAUGUUCCUUAAAUGUGUGUGUGGAAGUUUGCAGUAAAUACCAAAGGGUGUCCAAGCACCCCAAGAACAGAGGUACAGCAAACAGUGGUAAACAUCUGAUAAGUGCAAUAUUAAGGUCAAAUAUUGGGGAUUUAAAAAGGUUGCUCAUUUGCUGCAUGAUAGAAAGUAAAUUAAAACUGUUUUUCAUAAUAAAUAUUUGUCUGCUUCCACUGCUCAGAACUUCACAUUGACCUCAUUUGCCUCACUUUAAAAUGACAUCUACCUUUAAAGCAUGGGGUAUAGACUUUACAAAAAGGAGGUACAGCAUUGUUACCCCUUAACUAGUGUGGACACAGAGGAGGUUUUAGGUUCUAUCUUAUCUGGCUCAGAGGGUCUGUUCCAUCUCCCCACAUUGUGAUUGCAAUCCUAACCCUAGUAAGAACAAUGAAUAAUGCCGUAGUGAUCCUGUGCUCUUAUGAAAGCAGUACUAGUGUCGCUAAAAGCACCUGUGACAUUCUAUAUGUGUCAUUUAAGGGCUGACCCCAUCUAACGGUAUAUUCUCACUGCAGAUCUAUCUUUAUUCAGCAAUGUAGAUGGAGAAGCCUGGAACAGCUUACAGCAGGGCGAUGUGGAUAAAACAGUCUAUAAGAUAGUAUUUUGUAAGAAAACUAGGAUCCAUGAAGUCACAGUCUAAUAAUUUUUAUAAUUGUGGUUGUUUAGGCUUAUGAGUAAAACUUGCCCUAAUGCAAUCAGUUUUCUGUGGACAUUGGGACAUGUGGUUGCCUCGUUUAUCUCGCACAGUAACUGAUGAUGACUCUUUAUUAUCCCACACAAUAAGAAACUGACCACUCUGUGCGUCUUGAAGAGGUUAGGCCUUGCGCAUCGCCUGCCCCUCAGAGAAGGGCAGGGCAGUUACAUAGACCUUACAAAGAGUGGUUAUUGCAGUAGGUAGGUUGUGGUUUGCUGCGUGUCCCAUGGAAAGGCCCAAGGAGCCCCACUGACAAGACAGAAUCUGGCCAGCAAUGUGGACCUUUAUCUGGUCAUGAUUCUCAUGAGACCAUUUUGUGCCUUGCUACUUGACCUUCGUUUGGCAUCUGGUCCUCACAGAGUUAAAACCCAGUGGGUCUCUCUCUGUCUCAUUAUUUGAUUUUCUUAACCCAGAGGUUUUAGUCCUGGGAUUAUAGGGGCAGCCAGAUCCUGCAGGAGCUCUCACGCUUCAAACUCUGCUGUCAGAGGCCACAUACUGCUCAGAGCGAUGAAAUAAAAGCACAUUAAUCACCCAGCCAGCAGUGUCAGCAAAAUCUGAUUCACAGGCCCAUACCCUCAGUACAAUAACAUGCCACAUGCAGACUCCAGUACCGAAAGAUCCCAAGGGACAGCCUGUGUUCAUGUAAAGUCGUAUCACAACCCUUGGGCAGUGUUUAUUUACCCCAAUUAGAUUGCAAGCUCCUUGAAGAACGAAGAGCUGCUAGACUAGUCUGUUAGUGACAGUCUCUUCUAAUUUACCAAAUGAUUCACAGUUCUAAAGGAAAGAUUAUUGAAUACACUAUAUCCCUAGAUGGUAAGCCCCCGUUUUACGUGGCUCCUUUGCCUUUAAUACAUUAUUACUUUAAUGCCAAAUUGUUACUUAAGACACACCUUAUACCAAUUACCAAUGUAUUAUUUUCAUUCAUUGAAACAUGUGGUACCUCUGAAGCCAUAGCUUGCAGGCAGCUGCAUAAUACCAGCUACGCUAUGUGAUUGGCUUUCCUUUUGUAUUGUUAUAUAUUGUAUUUUACCUGUAUAUGUGCGUUUGUUAUACCACUAAAUUGUAAGCAGGCUGCCUUACUAUAACAUUAGAUUGUAAGCUCAUUAGACGACCGGAUCACAGCAUGUAAUUGACUACCAUCAUGUUUCUGAGUCUACGAUACAACCUAGUUCUGGUUACCUUGUGUGAAAUCGGAAUUGGAGUUCAUUAAAAACAUCUUCGAUUAAUUCCACCUAUUAAAUCAUAUUGUUUCUUUGUCCUUCUAUAUUAGAAAGGGUGGUGUGCUGUCUGAUGGAAAAUAAAUUAAGAGGUACAUUUGAAGUUUAACUAAAAACUGUUCUGUACAAAAGAAUUGUUGUUUGGCUAACACACAUUUCUUUAUCAGAUGCACAUUGUCCAUUACAAUUCUGACAAAUAUGCAGAUAUCAACGAGGCCAAAAAUAAACCAGAUGGACUGGCAGUCUUGGGGAUCUUCAUGGAGGUGAGAUACAGUUUAUAUUUUAGAAAUUAA